Boleophthalmus pectinirostris (great blue-spotted mudskipper) is the source of this 1192-nucleotide messenger RNA. Its product is annotated as myelin and lymphocyte protein-like. Bases 41 to 529 code for a protein of 162 amino acids. The record is from RefSeq and is a predicted model, not a curated record. The transcript has 4 exons. Gene Ontology annotation, molecular function: structural constituent of myelin sheath. Gene Ontology annotation, cellular component: membrane. Gene Ontology annotation, biological process: myelination. Lineage: Eukaryota; Metazoa; Chordata; Actinopteri; Gobiiformes; Gobiidae.
UCAUACACUCACUCCAUAGAGACACUCAGCCUUUUGGACUAUGGCCUCCAGCACGUCCGGAGAUGUGAUGCCCACAGGUGGACGGAUCUUCACCACCUUCCCAGAUGUCCUCUUCCUCCCAGAGUUUGUGUUUGGGGGUCUGGUGUGGAUCCUGGUGGCCUGCACUCAUGUGGACCCCCGAAACCCUCUGGGCUGGGUCAUGUUUGUGUCCGUUUUCUGCUUUGUCAUCACAACUCUCUGGUUCUUCAUCUUUUUGUGUGGAGCCAAUCAGAGCAGCGUGUGGCCAGGACUGGAUACAGGCUAUCAUUUUGUGGCGAUAGUGUUCUAUCUGAGUGCGUCUGUGAUCCUGGCCUUUAUCACUUUAGCUGCAGGAGACGCCUACAAACUGGCUAGUGCAGCCGGAUUUCCCACUGACUUGUUACUCAAAAACUACAGACUGGACAUCUCCGCUGUGGUGAUGUCUUAUGUGGCCACUCUCCUCUAUUUCAUCCACGCAAUUUUCUCUGCCCUGCGAUGGAGGAGGUCCUAGAAAUACAAUGCAAUCUUCUUGUUAGAAAUGAUAGAAUUUCUCGUUUAAAUAUUAAUAUUAUUCAGUAAAAAUUUUUUUCUCUGGAAUAUAUUUUUUUCUGUGUUAAUCAAAUAAAACAAAAUAUCAAAUUUGUAUUUCUACACCAAAAAUAAAUUGAUUAAUCUAUUAUUAGGAUGUACAACUAGUAAAAGGGCACUGAUGGGCUUCUGCUCACAUGGAGUUUAUAUUGUGUGAUUUAUAUGUGCAAUGAUAUGAUAGGUAAUAGCAACUUCAGCGUUCAAAGUCAUAUGAGCCUCUUAAUGUUAAAGGUGCAUUGUGUACCUUUUCUGGUGGAGGGUCUGUCAAAAGCUUUUCUUCAUGGAGAUGUUCAUCUUCAAAAAGACCAAACCAGUCCAAGUUACAGGUCAGAUCUGUGGAGAGGCAACCCCGCUCACAGUGAGAAUGCCUUUUUUUCUAGAUUUUUUCAGCUAUAAAACCAUUUUCAAUUGUAUAAAUGUAAGCUAGAGCUGUUUAAUGUCAUGCUGUGGAACAUUCCAGGUAGAGCAGUUACAUAUCCACAAGAACAAACAGGUGUCGGACCUUUAACCAAAAAGUUACACAGUGAUUUAAAUCUUGAAUAUUAUAUAAAACACUUUCACUAAUAAAAGGCACUCAUUUUAUAAA